This is a messenger RNA of Oryzias latipes (Japanese medaka), 2612 nucleotides long. Its product is annotated as leucine-rich repeat and immunoglobulin-like domain-containing nogo receptor-interacting protein 1. The record is from RefSeq and is a predicted model, not a curated record. Lineage: Eukaryota; Metazoa; Chordata; Actinopteri; Beloniformes; Adrianichthyidae. Gene Ontology annotation, cellular component: plasma membrane. Gene Ontology annotation, molecular function: protein binding.
AGGAAGUCCAGCAGCUAGUGCAUAUAAUCCCCCAGCAUGCACCAAGCGCCUGCGAUUCUGCAGCCAGCUUGUUGUUGCCAUGAGGACAGCGGAGCCACAGGGGAACCGAGCACCAACAUCCUCAGGAGUCUCCGAAUGGAGAAGGGAGGGGGGGGGGUACAUUUUCUUUCUUGUUUUUUGAUUUAAUCUGUUCAUUUUACUUCCAUUGGUUCAUGGGAAAUCCUGGAAUGUCUUUUUGUUUUUGUUAAAACAUCAAUAAACGUCAAGAAAAAACAGGUUUGCAUGAAGAAGACAUCCAUAUGACAAGUUCUGCUUUCUGAGAGGGUUUCAUCAUUCUUCGUUUGUCUUCUGUCAGCGCUCCUUCCCUCACGCAUGCCAUCAGAUGUUCAGCGUGACUCCCGCCCAGUUCUGGAUACGCUGGAGAGUUCUGUCUUUGUUGAUUGCGGCAGUGACUUCAUCUUCUGAGACCAGCAGGGCGUGUCCACCGUCCUGCCGCUGCAACUCUUCUGCGCUGGUGAUAGACUGCUGGGGCAGCCAGCUCACCUCCGUGCCUGACGGCCUCCCGCAGGAAGCCAAGCUCCUCAACUUGAGCAAGAACGCAAUCAAGACUCUGGUGCACCAGCAGUUCCACAUGCUAACUCCUUUGCUGCACUUGGAUUUAAGCAACAACCUGCUGGUACUGAUUGAAGCUGACGCCUUUCUGGGCCUGCAGAACCUCCUGACUCUCAACAUCUCACACAAUCACCUGAAGAUCAUUCCAGUUGGAGCUUUUGUUGGUUUGAGCAGCUUAAAGCUGCUUGACAUAAGUAGUAAUCAGCUUCUUGUGUUCCUGGACUUUACUUUUAGGGACUUAACAUCCCUCCAGUUCUGCAAAGCGUCAGACAAUAGCUUCGUUUUUAUCUCUCAUCAAGCCUUUUACGGACUCUCCAGUUUACGAGAGCUGGACCUUGAUGGCUUUAAUCUCACUGUGGUGCCAACUGAAGCUCUAAAUCAGCUCGGUCGGUUGAGAAGCCUCAGUUUUCGGCGACUGGGAACGACCACUCUGCCAAACCACUCUUUCAGUUCCCUAGUACAACUGAAAGACCUCGUCGUUUCUCAGUGCCCCAGAUUGGAGCGCUUGUCUGCAAAUAGUCUGUUCGGACUCAAUCUCACGUCCCUGAGCAUCACGCACUGUAACCUUGGUGGUGUCCCCUACGUCCCUUUGCAUCACCUUGUGUAUCUUGUGCAUCUUGACCUUUCUUUUAACCCAAUCACCUACAUCCACGGGAACCUGCUAAAAGAUUUACUCCGCCUCGAGGAGUUCCAUCUAGUGGGCGGAUCAUUGAUCCAGGUCGAAGUUGGAGCUUUUGAGGGUUUGCUGCAUUUAAAUCUGCUGAACGUGUCAAGAAACCAUCUCACCACCCUCGAGGCGGGGGCGUUCCAGUCGGCGGACGGCUUAAAAGCUCUUGGCCUCGACGGAAACCCGCUGGCGUGCGACUGCCGACUGCUUUGGGUGGUGCGGAGGCGACUGCUUCUGGAUUUUGGGGGGAAUCCGCCGACUUGCACCACUUCAGUCCAGCUGCAGGGCUGGAAUUUUCUGGACUUCUCUGACGACGAACUCCUGAAACUUCUCACCUGUCACAGGCCUCGAAUCCUGAACAGCAAACGCCAAGAUGUGAUGGUGGACCAGGGUCACACAGCAGUGCUCCACUGCGGUGCAGAAGGCGACCCCCUUCCUUCCAUCCACUGGCUGAACCCUCAGCUAAGACAAGUCCCACCAGUCGGGAGAAUACGGGCUCUCACCAACGGCACGCUGGAGGUCCGCUUUGCUCAGCCACACGACAGUGGCGCUUACAUCUGCGUCACUUCCAAUGCCGGAGGAAACGACAGCCUGCGCGUCAGCCUUCACGUCCAAGCCUUGCCAUCACCUUCCAAAAACCGCUUUGCUCUUCAUGGUUGGUCUGUCCUUCCAUCGCCCUCCCCCGGCGGGAUCGGAAAUCCCAAGCUCCCGUUUGAUGUCAAGACGCUCCUGAUAGCAGCGACGAUUGGGUUUCUGUCGUUUUUCAGCUCUGUGAGCGUGUGCUUCGUUUUCAUGUUCUUCUGGAGUAAAGGCAAAGGGCAGAUUAAACACACAGCCACCAUCGCAUAUGUGCCAAGAAGUGCCGUGUCCAGCAGCAGCAAUAAAGCAGCGGGCAGCUACAUGGAGACGGGCAGAUUCACCAUGAAACUGAUAUGAUUUUGUUAUUUUGCUAUUAAUUUGCUUUCUUAAUAAAAAUGCAAUUCAAUUUCAGUGACAAUAAAAACCUAAUGUCUGAUUAUUCCGAUAGCCUUUAACAAGUGAUUGGUUUAAUCGUUUAAGCAUGUUUUUGUCUGACGUUAUUAGUCUGAACAAUUCAAGAUCGAUCAGUCCAAAUGGAAGGAUGUAAAGUUCCAUCGCCUGGGAUUUUGCUCAGAAUUCAUGUCUGUUGCAGGAUUGAUCAGUUAGGAAAAAAUGUGCCUGUUUGCUGUUUAAUUAACUGAUCUAUACAUAUGAAUCAGUUAGUUCAAAUGGGGACCAAGUCCACAAUUUUUCAAAAUAGAGAUAUUAUCUGUUCUAUGGUCUUCAAGGGAAAAGCUAUCUGAUUAUGUGGAAA